Messenger RNA from Aspergillus uvarum CBS 121591, 1824 nucleotides. RefSeq names its product putative C6 transcription factor. Lineage: Eukaryota; Fungi; Ascomycota; Eurotiomycetes; Eurotiales; Aspergillaceae. Gene Ontology annotation, molecular function: zinc ion binding; DNA binding; DNA-binding transcription factor activity, RNA polymerase II-specific. Gene Ontology annotation, biological process: DNA-templated transcription; regulation of DNA-templated transcription. The record is from RefSeq and is a predicted model, not a curated record. Bases 1 to 1824 code for a protein of 607 amino acids. The transcript is spliced from 5 exons.
AUGUCCGACUCAGCCAUUGCUCCUCGGGCAGGGCGGGCGCGCACUGCUUGUGAUCUGUGCAGGUCUCGGAGGAUCCGCUGUGACGGAGUCAAACCUGCAUGUGAGACAUGCCAUUUCGCCGGAGUGCCUUGCAUCUUUACACCGCCACCGGACGUGCCUCGGCAGACAGUCCGAGAACAACUGGCCAACUGCAGAAUCAAAGUGCAGGAGUUGGAAGAAGCACUGAGAGUGGAGCGAGCCAAAAAUAAUGCAAAGGAUAAUGCUCCCAAUGCAUUCGUUCUCCAAGGAGGAUUGGCGGAUUUGCACGGAUUCGACGCGGCUCUUACCGCGUUCCUGCGGAUUCUCGGAUUCUGUGGCUUCGGCCCUAAGUCGACCCCGUUCCUCUUCCCCACCGACCAGCAUCGUAUGCCCACUCUUGUCGACUUGAAUCGCUUUGCCCAGGAUGUGACUUGUUCAUUCAAGUCGGAAUUUCCCCACCAUGCCUCCAGGACCAUUCAUCCCAAGCAACCCCCACCGACGCUGAUCCGCACCGUUAUCGACUAUUUUAUAACCAACAGCCUCUACUCCGUCUUUCCCGUAAUCGACCCCGUCACCUUGUUGUCCCUUCGGGGCUCAGAUCUUUUUCAUUCUGCUGAGGAUCAGGAUCGUCUUCCCAAAAGCGUCCAGGUCUGUCUGGUGGCCUUGACAGCCCUGGUCACUCACCUGCGGGACGAUGAGCCCGCUUUUGGUGAAGCCGACCCAGAAGCCUUUCUGCAAUCCGUGCUGGCGCAGUUGCCUGAGCUGGUCAUGUCGGGGGACAAUGAUCUCUGGACCCUACAAGCUCUAAUCCUGGUGGUGCUGUACCUUGCUCCACUCGGUGCGCCUCAGUCUGCCGAAUUGAUCCUGGCAAUGGCAAUCCGGCUCCUCACCACCCUAGGUGGCAAUCGGGUUCAUGUGAACCACGACCUUCACCUCGAUGACCAUCGUGGUCGACAUCUUCGGGCUCUUUUCUGGCUCUGUUACUCUGUGGACAGGGAAAUGUCAAUCCGUAGUUCGCAUCCGCCGUUCCUUCAUGACAUCGACUGCGACCUCGACCUGCCAGAGAAAUAUGUCAUGGCUUCGUCCGAGAGCCAGUUCCGCCUGGCCCCCUUGUCCAACGACGAGCUACUUUAUCCCUCUGACCUACGCAUGUGCAUCAUCAAGUCCAAGAUCUACCGUCUACUGUAUUCGGAUUACGGCCUGGCGCAGCCCGCUUCCAUCCGCGUGCAGUAUGUCCGCGAACUGGACGAGGAGCUCAGCAAUUUGAGAGCGCAAUUUCCCGCCGACUGCCGCCCGGAGAACUUGUCCCCGGGAAGCAUCCCAGACUCUUUGGUUCUCGACCUCAGUCUACGGGGGAUCAACAUGCAUCUGGAAUACUAUUAUUGUCUCGCCAAGAUCCAUGGCGCGUGUCGCGUCGCUGGCGGAGGGUACCCCUCGCUGGACGAUAUUUCGCCCCUGACUUCGAGUCGGGAGCUGUGUUAUCAGGCUGCGCGCUCGAUUCUGCUCUACCUCAGUCGGUUACGCCAUCUCAUUAUUCCACAAACCUUUUGGAUCUAUGCGCAGUUCAUCCUCUCCGCUGUCGUCUCUCUCGGUUGGAAGCUUGUCGCCGAACCUAACCACCCAUCCGCUGCCAGCGACCUCCAUCUCAUCCAGCACACGAGGGACCUGUUCACUAGGCUAAAGGAAACGUCGGAUCCCAACAAGUUUCCACCUUUCUACAUAAUGGACAACUUCAUCCAACAAUUGAUCGCCGCGGUAGCACAUUCGGGCUCGCCACCGAUACUUCUGGCAUUCAACCAUUCAUGA